Clarias gariepinus (North African catfish) is the source of this 803-nucleotide messenger RNA. It is a transcript of the gene rs1a, whose product is annotated as retinoschisin 1a. NCBI's taxonomy places the organism in Eukaryota, Metazoa, Chordata, Actinopteri, Siluriformes, Clariidae. The coding region runs from base 16 to 711 and encodes 231 amino acids. The record is from RefSeq and is a predicted model, not a curated record. The transcript is spliced from 6 exons.
UUUUACGCCACUCAUAUGAAAGGCAAGAUGAAAUCUGGAGCUGUGAAAGUUUUCUCCUUCACACUAUUGCUCAUUAUUGAAGUUCCUAAAGGAGCUUAUUCCCAGCAGGAGAUCACAGGCAAUGAAAGCUUGACAACGGAAGAUUGCAAGUGUCACGCAAACAAAUCUGCCCUUCAGAUACCUGUCUUGAGUUGGAUCCAAGAAAUCACUUGCAUGCCGGAAUGCCCGUACCACAGACCCCUGGGCUUCGAGUCUGGAGCAGUCACUUCUGAUCAAAUCAGCUGCUCUAAUGAGGAUCAGUACACAGGCUGGUUCUCCUCAUGGAUCCCCGACAAAGCCAGACUUAACAACCAGGGUUUUGGUUGUUCCUGGUUGUCUAAGUACCAGGACACCAACCAGUGGCUUCAGAUUGACCUUUUGAAGGAGACAGUGGUUUCUGGUAUCCUUACCCAAGGACGCUGUGAUGCAGACGAGUGGAUCACCAAGUACUCUGUACAGUACCGCACCAACAAGAACCUCAACUGGAUCUACUACAAAGAUCAAACAGGAAACAACAGGGUGUUUUACGGAAAUUCUGAUCGCUCCUCUUCGGUCCAAAACCUGCUGCGUCCCCCUAUUGUGGCGCGCUACAUCCGCCUCAUCCCUCUGGGCUGGCACACACGCAUUGCUGUCCGCAUGGAGCUCCUGCUUUGCAUGAAGAAAUGCACCUAAUGUGACACACUGCCCCGUUUCUUUACCACCUACACCACAACAAGUGGCAAUCUGUCCCAUUAGUUUAUUUCCUGUUUUUAGAUGUGUGUUAA